Messenger RNA from Closterium sp. NIES-65, 5541 nucleotides. The record is from the annotation of a GenBank genome assembly. Lineage: Eukaryota; Viridiplantae; Streptophyta; Zygnematophyceae; Desmidiales; Closteriaceae.
AUGGCUACCCCUAGUGUCCUAGCUUUUGACGCUGAGGGUCGCGCCAUAGAUUUCGAGGUCUGGUUAGACGACCUGCAGCUGUUCUUACAGUGCGACGGGGCUGAUGGCCUUUCUCUCUUUGACCUCACCUCUGGCGCCUCUCCUGCUCCUGCUGCUGAUGCCGAUCCCACUGUCCGCUCUCAGUGGGCCACCCGCGAUGCUGCUGCACGUCUUGCUGUGCGUCGCCACCUCCCUACCUCUGAGCGUGCGCACUUUAGUCAGUACAAGAGUGCUCAGACCUUGUACGACGCUGUAGUUGCGCGCUACUCCUCCCCUGCCACUGCUGCACUGAGCCGUCUCAUGCUUCCCUACCUCUUUCCUGACCUCUCUGCCUUUCCCACUGUCGCUGACCUCAUUACGCACCUCCGCACUAGUGACACUCGCUACCGCGCCGCCCUUCCUGCUGAGUUCUGCGCUAAGAACCCACCCCCCAUGUACAUCGCUCUCUACUACGUAGUCGCGCGCCUCUCUGACUCCCUUCGCGUCGUCAAGGACCACUUUCUCGCAGUCUGUCCCACCACCCUCACCGUCGACGUCCUCGAGAAGGCCCUCCUCGUAGCGGAGAAGAGCAUAGUCGCUGUAGGUGCUUCUCGUGGUGACCCUCGCACCCCCAUCUUUGAGGGGUGCUAUCCUUCCCCCUUGCUGCCCUCUGUUGCCUCUGCUGCUGCUGCCGACCUGCUUGGUCUUGAGUCGGUCGGCGCGGCGUCUGCCCCUAGUGGGAGACGUUGCUCCAGCAAGGGCAAGGGGGGCAAGGGCGCGGGUGGAGCUGGAGGGGGCGGUGGCGGUGGCGGCGGUGGCGGCGGAGGGAGUGGGGGUGGCGGCGGGACUAGUGGCGGGGGUGGUGGUGGUGGUGGCAGCAGCGGCGGAGACGGUGGUGGUGGUGCCAGCGGUGGUGGUGGAGGCAGCGGCGGAGGUGGAGGCGGCGGAGGUGGAGGCGGUGGAGGCGGCAGCGGAGGAGGCGGUGGUGGUGGAGGAGGUGGAGCUGGUCGGGGUGGUACCCAGCAGCGUAGCGGCGGUGGUGGUGGCCAGCGCUCGCAGCGGCAGCAGCAGCAGCGCUCGCGGGACAUCCCUCCGCCUCAGCAGCUUCGUGAGUGGUACGUUGGGCGUCAGAGGGGUGGGGGUACUGGUCCCUGCACCUACGUUCUUCGUUCCGGCGACCGCGCGGCGAUCUUUGAUCUUGAUUUUGAUGCUAUCCUUGCUGCUAUGUAUGCUGUGACUUAUAGUGAGGAGAAUGAGGGUUACCGGUGUUUCCAGCCCGACCCGGGCAUUGGUACUGCUGCGCUAGGUGCUUGUGAGGCUGCUGCUCUAGGUGCCAGUGCGUCUGCGCUCUCAGGUACUGCGUCGUCCUCGUCCUCCCUCACUUUCACACUUGACUCCGGGGCUUCUCGCUCCUUCUUUCGAGACCGCACUACCCUUACGCCGCUCGGCCGGCCGGUUGCAGUCUCCCUUGCUGACCCCUCUGGGGGUCCUGUCCUGUCUCACUUCUCCACUGUCCUCCCGUGUCCGGCUGCCCCUUCGGGCACCCUGUCUGGUCUGUACCUUCCCUCGUUCUCUACGAACUUGGUGAGUGGUGCAGCCCUGCAGGAUGCGGGGGUUCACCAGUUCAAUCCUGCGAGUCAGCGGGUGACCCACUGCACGGACGCACGGACAGGCCGACACCUGGCCACCUUCUCACGUCGGCCGGGGUCGAGUCUCUACACCCUGACCACUUCGUCUCCUCCUGUCCCUGCGUCCGGUCAGGUAGCUGCGUCAGGUCAGGUGCUUGCUGCUGCGUCCCGGUCAGGUCCUGAGUCUGCCCCCUGUUCUUGUCGCCUCCUGUCUCACGAGACUCUCCUGUGGCACCACCGUCUUGGCCACCCCUCCUUGCCCCGUCUUCGGAGCAUGGCUUCCCGUGUCCUUGUCUCUGGUCUUCCCCAGUCUCUCCCUCCUCUCCCCUCCGGGCCAGGACCUUCCUGUGUCCCCUGUGUCGAGGGUCGCCUCCGGGCUACUCCUCACUCCUCCCACUUCCCCCCGACAGAGGCUCCCCUGCAGACGCCUCACAUGGAUGUGUGGGGCCCAGCCCCCGUCCGUGGGCAGGGUCACGAGCGCUACUUUCUGUUGGUGGUUGACGACUACUCGCGUUACACCACAGUCCUCCCCUUGCGCAGCAAGGGUGCAGUCACUGAGGUGCUGAUCGACUGGAUCCGCGAGGCUCGUCUCCAGCUCAGGAAGAGCUUCGGCUCGGACUUUCCUGUUCUGCGUCUGCACUCGGACAGAGGCGGAGAGUUCUCUUCUCGCCUUCUGCGAGACUACUCCUUGCUGUGGACGGGGAAGGUAGGCGAUGCGUCUGUGUUCCGUGUCUGGGGAUCUCGGGCGUUUGUCCGCGACUUGUCUGCGGACAAGCUGUCCCCUCGUGCUGCUCCCUGUGUCUUCCUUGGCUUCCCCACUGACGCCCCAGGGUGGCAGUUUUACCACCCCUCCUCUCGUCGUGUUCUGUCCUCCCAGGACGUCACGUUCGACGAGUCAGUCCCCUUCUACCGUCUCUUCCCCUACCGCACUCCUUCCCUCCCCCCUCCCCCGGACUUCCUUGUGCCGGUUCCCCCCCCGGUAGACCCCCUCCCCCCUCAGGUUCCUGCCCCCUCACGUGUGUCCCAGGUAGACGCCGUUGACCCGGUCGAGGUUACUGGUGACUCUGGUGCUGCUGCGGGUGCUGAGCCUGGGGUUGCUGACUCUGGGGGUGCUGUGCGCGGGGGUGCUGAGCCUGGGGGUGCUACUGCUGGGGGUGCUGGGCCUGGGGGUGCUGCUGCGGAGGGUGCGGAGCCUGGGGGUGCUGAGCCGGGGGGUGCUGUGCCUGGAGGUGCUGGGUCUGGGGGUGCUGGGUCGGGAGCUGCUGAGCCUGGGGGUGCUGAGCUGGGAGCUGCUGAGCCUGGGGGUGCUGCGUCUGGAGCUGCUGAGCCUGGGGUUUCUCCUGCUGCUGUGUCUCGCCGGGAGCCCCUCUCUCCACAGGAGCUGCGCGAGUGGUUCGCUCGCCGCUGGAGGCGUGCUGCUGAGUCUGGAGGUGCUGCUGGAGCUGGAGCUGGAGCUUCUUCGACCGUCGAGGGUGCGGGUGCUGCCGGUCCCGGAGCUGCUGGACCUGCGGGUCCUCCUGGAGCUGGAGCUGCUAAGGGCGUUGGUGCUGAGCCUACUACUGUUGGUCCUGCCGCUGGAGGUGUGGGUGGCGCUGGUGCUGUCGCUGAGGGUGCUGGUGCUGUCCCUUCUGAGUCUGGAGCUGCCGCGCGGCCUCGGCCGUACUUCGUUCCGCUCCUGCAGCAGGUUCUUGGUCUUUCUCCUCCACUAGAGGGUCCACCGCCUGUCCAGUCGCAGUCCCUGCUGGAGCCUUCCUCUCCACGGCCUGCUCCCUCUCCUUACACUGGUCCUACUGGAGGUCUUGCUGAGCGUCGUGAGCCUGCGUCUCGUCCCGCGUCGCCUGUUCGUGCUGCUCGCGCUAGUGGUCGCAGUUCGCGUCAGCGUCCUCCUCCUGUCCCUUGCACGCACCGGAUGUCUUUGCGUCUGGCCACUGCUCCUCUGCGUGCCCCUUUGCCUUCUCCUCCUGAGUCCUCUCUUCCUGCGCUUGCCGACCCUGAGUCGGACUCUCUUCGUGCUGCCAGUCCUACUGUCACGCGUCUGCUUGCUACUGUCGUCACUGACCCCUCUUUUGAGUCCACUGCUGCGUCUGCUCUAGUCGCUGAGCUCGUCGACUUUGCUGCUCGCUGUCGUCUCGACUACGCUGCUAGUCUUGUGGCUGAGUCUGCGUCUGCCUGUCCUCCGUCCGUCGGGGGUGAGUGUGCUCUUGGCACGGACGUCCUAGAGGACAGGCAGGAGGAGUUACAGUGUCUAGCGGCUGCUUCACCUCAUCUCGCGUCUGUACUGCUUGCCCCUGAGGGAGACCCGGAUGCACUAGACAUCCCGACUCCGCGUUCUUACGCGGAGGCCGUAGAGGGUCCCUACUCCUCUCAGUGGCAGGCAGCUAUGGAUGCAGAGAUGGCUUCCUGGAAGUCCACAGGCACCUACGUUGACGCAGUUCCCCCUCCUGGGGCGAACAUCGUCAGUGGCAUGUGGAUCUUCAGGGUGAAGCGGCCGCCGGGCUCUCCACGUGUCUUCAAGGCACAGUACGUUGCUCGUGGCUUCAGACAGCGGCAGGGAGUUGACUACUUUCAGACCUUCUCUCCCACCCCGAAGAUGACUACUCUUCGGGUGCUGCUGCACAUAGCCGCUCGGCGCGACUACGAGCUUCACUCUCUCGACUUCAGCACUGCGUUUCUGCAGGGUAGCCUGCACGAGGAGAUCUGGCUGCGCCGUCCGCCUGGCUUCACUGGGACUUUCCCUCCUGGCACCCAGUGGAGCCUCCGACGGCCAGUCUACGGUCUCCGCCAGGCACCGCGUGAGUGGCACGACACACUGAGGACUACGCUUGCGGCUCUUGGGUUUGCUCCUUCUACUGCUGACCCGUCGCUGUUUCUUCGCACCGACACUUCCCUGCCGCAGUUCUACAUCCUCGUGUACGUCGACGACUUGGUCUUUGCCACAGCGGACACUGCUGGACUCGCCUACGUGAAGUCCGAGCUGCUGAAGAGACACACGUGCACAGACCUGGGUGAACUGCGCAGCUACCUUGGCUUGCAGAUCACUCGGGACAGAGCACGCCGCACCAUUACCUUGACUCAGUCACACAUGGUGCAGCAGGUCCUUCAGCGCUUCGGCUUCACGUACUCCUCGCCUCAGGCCACUCCUCUGCCUACUCGCCACUCACUCUCAGCUCUGCCUUCGGAUGAGUCCGUAGAGUCGAGUGGUCCGUAUGCAGAGCUUGUUGGCUGCCUCAUGUACCUGAUGACCUGCACACGACCUGACCUUGCAUACCCUCUGAGCAUUCUUGCACGCUAUGUUGCUCCUGGGAGACACCGACCAGAGCACAUGGCUGCAGCGAAGAGGGUAUUGCGCUACCUGUGCAGUACGCCGGGCAUGGGGCUAGUGCUUGGAGGGCGGAGUCCAGUGGUCCUCACUGGUCACGCGGACGCUUCUUGGGCUGACGACCAGGCUACGCAGCGGUCGUCACAGGGUUACACCUUCAGCCUUGGUUCCGGCUUUGUCUCGUGGCGGUCUACUCGCUCGUCUUCAGUUCUCGGCUCCAGUUGUGAGGCCGAGAUCUACGCCGGGGCCAUGGCUGCACAGGAGCUUCGCUGGCUCACCUACCUGCUGACUGACCUUGGAGAGCCGCCUCGUUCUCCUCCAGUGCUGUACGUAGACAACAAGGCCAUGCUGGCCUUGUGUCGAGAGCAGCGCUUGGAGCACAGAACGAAGCACAUUGCUCUCCGCUACUUCCUUGCUCGUGAGCUGCAGCAGCGUGGUCAGUUGCGACUUGCGUACGUGGCCUCUGAGGCCAACACUGCUGAUGUGUUCAACAAGGCACUCGCGCCUUGUGACCAUCAGCGCUUUUGCACCCAGCUGGGUCUUGUGCCUGUCUUGCCUCACUUGCUCUCCUCUUGA